Molecule: messenger RNA, 1194 nt
Organism: Mobula hypostoma (lesser devil ray)
Lineage: Eukaryota; Metazoa; Chordata; Chondrichthyes; Myliobatiformes; Myliobatidae
Exons: 2
Coding region: 1-1194 (397 amino acids)
Source: RefSeq, a predicted model, not a curated record
AUGACAGACAACCCAACAGACCCUAUACUUCCAGAGCCGGGAGUGCUCAGGAACUCUGCGGAACGCCCAGACCCUGGCCAAGACAGGCAGUAUGAAGGUGCAACCUCAAACCCCACGGGGAGGGUUGAGUCCGACAAGGGGGCUAAGCGAACUGCGCCUCUUUUGCGUUGUAAGGUAAAAACGAUCAUCUCAACCUUCAACGCAAACACCAUCCGCCUCUUGCCUCGAUACACAGAGUUGGCAUCACAGGCAAGCAGCUACGAGAUCUCCAUCCUGGGGAUCCAAGAACACCGUCAUGUAUACCCUGACGAAGAGAUAGAGGGGAUGCACCUCAUCACCUCGUCCGCAUGGAGAGAGCCGACGACGAUGUCAGCACAAGGUGGAGUAGGGCUGAUGUUGAACAGCAAGGCGAAGAAGGCACUGAGGGGCGUAGUCUCAGUCAGUGACAGAAUCCUUACUGCAGAAUUCGACGGAAACCCGGCGACCUCUGUCAUCAUCUGUUACUCCCCGCACAACAGCAGCGAGGAGAAGGAGGUGGAGGCCUUCGACAGUAAACUUCACCAAGCUGUCACUUCAAUACUGGCACAUAACUUCCUGGCUGUGCUCGGCAAUUUUAAUGCCCAGGUCAGACUGGAAGAUAUUCCAUACUCAUACCAAGAUUUUACCAACAGAAAUGGACAAUAUCUAGUUGAUUUCAUCCAGGAACACAGUCUCAUUGCUGCUAACACACAAUUCAAGAAGCAAGCUGGUAAACUGUGGACAUAUGAAAACAGAGCCUCCAUCUACAGGAAACAGCUCAUCUACAUCCUUGUAAGAACAAAAUGGCGUAAUUGUGCGAUCAACACAGAAGCCUACAGCACCUUCAACUCAGUCAGUUCCGACCACAGAGUAGUGUCAAUGCAAGUGAGACUGAGCCCGUGGGAACCCACAGCCACAGGUUCCAAGGAGAAGAUAGACUGGAAGGCAUUCUCCUCACAACCUGUUCUUCAAGCUCAGUACACAGUGGAGGGCCAAGCUCCGAAUGAUUUGUUAACACGCUAUGGGAGAAGGCUUUAUGAACAUCCCCACCUCCUGAGUACAGAUGUGUUUGCAUCACAAUUUUACUUCAGCGGCCUGCUGGCGUUCUCCUGCCAGCCUCCCCGAAUAAGUAAUGCUCAUUUGGAUAAGGCAAUGAGCAUUGGCCAGCACCUGUGA